ACGCUUCCGCUUCCGGCGGUGUUUGUAGUAGUAAGCGGUGCAGCUAUGGCGGCCGGCGGCAGUGAUCCGCGGGCUGGUGACGUGGAAGAGGACGCCUCACAGCUUAUCUUUCCCAAAGAGUUUGAAACAGCAGAGACUCUUCUAAAUUCAGAAGUUCAUAUGCUUCUGGAGCAUCGAAAGCAACAAAAUGAGAGUGCAGAGGAUGAGCAGGAACUCUCAGGAGUCUUCAUGAAAACUUUAAACUACACUUCCCGUUUCAGUCAUUUCAAAAAUAGAGAGACCAUUGCAAGUGUCCGUAGCUUGCUGCUCCAGAAAAAGCUACAUAAGUUUGAGUUGGCUUGUUUGGCCAACCUUUGCCCAGAGACUGCUGAGGAGUCCAAGGCUCUGAUUCCAAGCCUGGAGGGGCGAUUUGAAGAUGAGGAACUACAGCAGAUUCUUGAUGAUAUCCAGACAAAGCGCAGUUUCCAGUAUUAAUCUCCAAACUUCACUCAGCUUCUUGGGGGACUCAUGUCCCCAGCAUACCACCACCCUCUCAGGGGCUGGGGCCUUGCAGAAGCUAUUGCAAAAGACAUUUGGAAUUCUUGAAGAAGACAGUCCAUCUUGGUGUGGGUUUAGGUUGCUGUUUCCAAUGUGACUGUUAGACCAUAAUGACCGUAUAAUUUUAGAGCAGCCUUGCAGUGACUGCCUAAACAUGCUGCUGAGAAGGGUGAGGUGGGGUAUUAUAUAAGCCAUGCUGUUGACUAUCUCAAACUGUGGAUUUUGGACCCCACAUUUAUUUUUUAUUCAUAACAUUUCAUAUUUUAAUUUCAAA
Marmota flaviventris (yellow-bellied marmot) is the source of this 811-nucleotide messenger RNA. RefSeq names its product RNA polymerase II subunit D (gene Polr2d). Gene Ontology annotation, molecular function: nucleotide binding. NCBI's taxonomy places the organism in Eukaryota, Metazoa, Chordata, Mammalia, Rodentia, Sciuridae. Gene Ontology annotation, biological process: DNA-templated transcription initiation. The record is from RefSeq and is a predicted model, not a curated record. Gene Ontology annotation, cellular component: RNA polymerase complex.